AUGGACGAUGUCUCUCUGAUAAUCAAUGUCAAUGAUUUUGCAGGCACUCAAUGUGAACUCACUUCAUGUCAAGGUAUUUGGUCGAAUGAAACGAAAAGAGUCUGUAAUGGAAGAGGUACAUGUACCUCCUUUAAUAAUUGCACAUGUCAAAGUGGAUAUAUUGGAGAUGAUUGUCAAAACAAUGUGACGAUGAAUAAUGCAAAUGGCAAUGCAGAUUCAACCAUGACGGCCAUUGCUGUUGGAGUGGGUGUUUCUUUGGUGAUGAUGAUUCUAUUAAUGAUCAUGAUUGGAGUCAUGGUGUGUGUAUAUUAUUAUUACAAGAAGGGAUAUAAGAAGAAUCCAUCCAAGAAAGAGCAUGAUCAUCCUCCUGUCUUGAGGAUGGACGAUCGAGAUGCAUCUUGUCAGGCACACCACCAUGUUUCAAUCACUCAAAGUCCAUUAUUGACUCUGUCAGACAUUGAAAUGAAUCUUGGCUCUACUUUUGACUCUUUGAACCAUCACACACCGUCACAAUCACUCUUGGAUUCUAAAGUCAUUCCAUCUUCCAUAACAACCACAACCACUGCAACAACACCUUCGAAAGGUCACAUUGCCAACGUUGGAGAUUUUCACCACUCACAAGAAGUAGUUUCAGAUUUUCCCUCUGAAGCAAGUUUACAUUUUACUUCCCUCACCAAUGGAAAUUCAUUGAAUUCCUCUUCGACACACACCAUAACUGCAAACACAUCCUCAGUCUCCACAGAAGUGGAUCCAUUGUCUCGAUAUUCCAAUUUAGUACAAGUGGGUCGAGGUGCUUUUGGAUCUGUUUUUAAAGGUAAUGACAUGAAAAUGGGUGGAAAAACCAAAGCUCUCAAAGUAAUUAAGUUCAACUCACUGGUCGAGUUGAAUACUGCCUUAAAAGAAGGAGCUCAACUCAUGAAUCUUAAUCAUCCGAAUAUUCUCAAAGUGAAUGACUUUUUUGUGGAUAGAGAUCAAGUACUUUGUAUUGAUAUGGAUUAUUACGAGAAUGGAGAUUUAUCAAAACUUACCUCUCCCAAUGUAGAGUGUUCGGAAUUGAUGGUGAAACAAAUUAUUUAUCAAAUGUGUGAUGCUUUGAAUUUUGUUCACACACAUCUCAAGAUGAUUCACAGAGAUGUGAAACCAAGCAAUAUCUUUAUUGAGAAAAUGGAUCAAGAUCAUAUUCAUGUCAUUCUUGCGGAUUUUGGACUUGCCAGAGCCAAUCAAGGAUCGACCAACAAUUCCUAUGCUGGAACUCCACUGUUCAUGUCACCCGAGUUGGGUCUAGGUGGUAAAUAUAGUUUCAACACAGAUGUUUAUUCGUUGGGUGUUGCAAUCUAUCAAAUUAUGACAAAAGAUGUUACCACUUCCAUCAGUCACUUGUAUUUUGAACAAGAUGCCAUUCAAUUUUUGAGAAACAAAUUGAGUGAGCCAGGAAUUUACUCUAAGGAAUUGAUCAAUCUUGUGCUGAAUAUGUUGCAGAAGAGUAGUUCCAAACGACCCUCUGCUGGAGAGGUUAUCAAAGAUCCUUAUUUCUCUGAUCACAUUCACAACAAUGUGUAG
Messenger RNA from Naegleria fowleri, 1560 nucleotides. RefSeq lists its product as uncharacterized. The coding region runs from base 1 to 1560 and encodes 519 amino acids. NCBI's taxonomy places the organism in Eukaryota, Heterolobosea, Eutetramitea, Acrasida, Naegleriidae. Gene Ontology annotation, biological process: protein phosphorylation. The transcript has a single exon. Gene Ontology annotation, molecular function: ATP binding; protein kinase activity. The record is from RefSeq and is a predicted model, not a curated record.